AUGUCCAUCUUCUCGCGCUUGAAGAAGAGCCGCCAGCAGGCCAAAGAGCACAAUGCUAAGCUUGCCCAACAGGAGAAGAAGGAGGACGAGGUAAAGACUCCUUACCGGCACGUUCCCAAACAUGCCGCCGCCGACGCCAUUGCCAGUGCGCCGCCCAGCUGGAGAGAAGAUGAUCGCCAGAAGAUCCAGGAGCAGAACCGCCGGAGGAGUGCCAUGGCUGCUUCUUCCAGCCAUAGCAUGAACAUGCCCGGCAUGCCUCGUGUUGGCAGCGGCUUGUCCCACGUCUCAUACCCUACGGACAACGACGCCACUCCCAUGGUGCGCCUGCCCCGAGCAUACAGCUACACGGGUGUCUCGCCUUAUACGUCAACCCACAGCCGAACCACCGCAAGCUCAAUGCCUGAUGUUGGAUCGCAGUUUGCGGCCUAUGCUGCCUCGACCAAGGGGAAGGAAGCUGUCAGAGGGUCUGGCUAUAAUACUUCCAGGACCAGCCCAACAUCCUCACAAGGUUUGUCGUCGCCGUCUUCUUCCUCCUCAGUGUCAGCGUCUAUAACUCUUAUUCACCGGAUGCUAACCAGCCUCUUCCCACUCCCAGAAGAAUCAGAGAGCUCCAGCGGCUCAACGAGUUCUCAAGAUGACCUCGAGAUGAGGCUCAACCGCCCUCCGGUCGUACGGCCUCCCACUGGUGCCGAGAUGGCUCCUCGUCGACCACGUGUAGGCAGCCGGCGCACAUCAGAUUCCGCAAUUGGCCGGAUUGCCAUGGCCAACUCGACCAAGGCGGCUGCCCGGGACUCUCGCCCUCCUCCGUCUAUGCGGAAUUUUGGCUCGAUUGCACCCAUUGUCCACGCACCUGCUCCCAUCCUACGAAUCACAUCUCAUCCGCAAGGUGACUUGUUAAACUCGCAACAUCGGCAGAGAUCAGAAACAUCUUUCCCUGGCUCUCUCAACACCAGCCUCAACACUUCUGCAGCCACCCUCAUCUCUACAUCCGCUCUGCCUGCGAUUGACGGCAGCCCUUCCCCAGAACAGCAGGAGUUGAAGGAGCUGAAGGUGCAUGUAGUCAAGGAGCCAAGAACAGUCAAAGUAGUUCGGCUCACGGGAGGGGAGCGAAUCCAGCCUGGCCCCAAGAAACUGGCCACUGAAAAGCCCGCGGAGGAACCUGCAGAAGAGCCUGAAGAAGAACCCCAAGACCAGCCUGUUCUCGGCCUCGCCUCUACCCUUUAUCCCGUCCCUGCCCCUUCGCCUACAUCUGCUCCCGUCUCUGCUCCCAAGGCUAAACAACAGUCUAUUGUUAUCAACGUCUUCCCAGAAGCGGACUCAAUCCCCGAGCCUGAACCUACCAAGAAGUCUAGCCGAUUUUCCAAGAGCGGGACCAAGAUUCCCAAGAAGUCUCGCUGGGCCAGGUCAAAAGCUCAACCCAUCACUGUAUAA
Molecule: messenger RNA, 1431 nt
Organism: Trichoderma gamsii
Lineage: Eukaryota; Fungi; Ascomycota; Sordariomycetes; Hypocreales; Hypocreaceae
Exons: 1
Coding region: 1-1431 (476 amino acids)
Source: RefSeq, a predicted model, not a curated record